CAAACAACAUUUUCUGUUGAAAAAUGGGAAAUAUGUUGAAAUUAUUGGAAAAUAUGUUCAUGAAGAGAAAUAAGAAGAAACCAUUGCCCAUAGAAACAAUUUCAAGAUUAUCUACUCAACCACCCGACUUUCCAAAAGGAGGUGGGUUUGCAACGGGGGCUAUUGAUUUAGGAGGAUUGGAAGUAUGUCAAGUGUCUUCGUUUAACAAAAUAUGGGCCACCAAUGAAGGUGGACCGGGCAAUCUUGGCGCAACGUUUUAUGAGCCGUCUUCAAUGCCAGACGGCUUCUUUGUGCUUGGUCACUAUAGCCAAUGCAACAACAAGCCUUUAUUCGGGUGGGUUCUAGGCGCUAAGCAUGGUGCAAGUGACCCCUCGUCACUUGCCAUACCAACUAGUUAUUCACUCGUAUGGACGAGUGAGUCUCAAAAGAUAAAGCAAGAUAACAAUGGCUACAUUUGGCUCCCGGUGGCUCCGGAUGGCUACAAAGCCGUUGGCUAUGUUGUCACGCCCUCGCCUGAAAAGCCGUCGAUGGAAAGAAUCCGAUGCGUUCGAUCGGAUUAUACAGAAAUUGCUGAAUUUGAUAGGUGGAUUUGGGGAUUAAAAAAUGAGAUUGAUCCUAAUGGGUUGAAUGUCUAUGGGUCAAGACCAAAAGAUAGAGGGGUUCAAGCAAUGGGUGUAUCAACCGGUUCAUUUAUGGUCCAAAACACAGGUGGUUCAGCUGACGUGUCACUGCCCUAUUGUUUGAAAAAUACCAAAAGUACCCUAUUGGCCAAGCCUAUGCCUAAUUUAUCUCAAAUCAAUGCUUUGAUCGAUGCAUAUUCACCAAUAAUAUAUUUUCAUCCUGAUGAAAAAUAUCUUCCUUCUACGGUUAAUUGGUAUUUUCAAAAUGGUGCCUUGUUGUACCAAAAAGGGUUAGAAAAUUCCCCUAGCCCGAUCGAACCAGAUGGUUCGAAUCUCCCUCAAGGUGGCUCAGACGAUGGGUCAUAUUGGCUAGACCUCCCCAUCGAUAAUUCGGCUAAAGAGAGAGUCAAGAAAGGUGAUUUAGAUAGCGCUAACGCCUAUUUUCAUGUAAAACCCAUGUUUGGUGCAACAUUUACUGACAUAGCCGUAUGGGUAUUUUACCCGUUUAACGGGCCAGCAAGGGCAAAAUUGGAAUUUCUCACCAUUUCUCUAGGAAAAAUAGGGGAACAUGUUGGUGAUUGGGAGCAUUUGACAUUAAGGGUCAGUAACUUUGAUGGUAGUUUAAAAAGUGUCUAUUUUUCAGAACAUAGUGGAGGUACAUUGCUAGAUGCAUCACAAGUCGAGUUCGAAAAAGGAAAUAAACCCGUCGCAUACGCUUCUUUAAACGGACACGCGUUUUACUCAAAACCGGGGCUUGUUUUACAAGGCAAUGGGAGGAAUGGUAUUAGAAACGACACGGCUAAAGGGAAGGCGGUUAUGGACACUGGAGUCAGGGCGGUUGUGGUUUAUGUGGACCACUUAACCGUGGUGGAGCCACCGUGGUUGAACUAUAGUAGAAAAUGGGGUCCAAAAUUAAGUUAUGACAUUGCAAAGGAGAUAGAGAAAGUGAAGAAGGUAUUGCCAGGGAGACUUAAAGAAGUAUUUGAAAGGAUUGUAAAUGGUGUUCCAAAUGAGGUUUUAGGGGAAGAAGGUCCUUCCGGUCCUAAAAUGAAAAAUAAUUGGAGUGGAGAUGAAAAAUAUUAAAUAACAUUAUAAAUUAUUACAACUUAUUGUAUGUAUUUAUUUAAAAUAAAAUGAUUUGUGAAAUAUAAAAUUGUAGAAACUUGUUUAUUAUUUGUUAUCUUUGUUACACCUAACUUUACGUUCAUAUUGAGAAAGUCA
Helianthus annuus (common sunflower) is the source of this 1841-nucleotide messenger RNA. RefSeq lists its product as uncharacterized. The record is from RefSeq and is a predicted model, not a curated record. Bases 24 to 1703 code for a protein of 559 amino acids. Lineage: Eukaryota; Viridiplantae; Streptophyta; Magnoliopsida; Asterales; Asteraceae. The transcript has 2 exons.